AUGACCCUCUUUUCAUCUGUAUUCCUAUGCAUCCACUUGUCAGCUCUAAUUAGGAACCUCAUAAUGCACGCUCAGCUGUUCUCAGUUGCUGGAUCACCUCCACGUUGUUCUGAAUCCCUGUUUAUCCCGUCUAUGUUUCUUUAUUUUUCUUUGUUUGUCAUUUCACAAGUUCCUCCGAAAUCCUGUCAAUCAGACGAGUACGCGAAAGGUUUUUCGAAGACUGAAUUGAGCAAGAUCGCAGCGGUGUAG
Heterobasidion irregulare TC 32-1 is the source of this 249-nucleotide messenger RNA. RefSeq lists its product as uncharacterized. The record is from RefSeq and is a predicted model, not a curated record. The coding region runs from base 1 to 249 and encodes 82 amino acids. NCBI's taxonomy places the organism in Eukaryota, Fungi, Basidiomycota, Agaricomycetes, Russulales, Bondarzewiaceae. The transcript has a single exon.